AUGGCCAAUGUCGAUGUGAUAGAUCCAUUUCAGGUCAGUGCCGUCAGCAACGGGGAACCGAACGGCCACCAGUAUCUGGAACAAACACCAUCCACCUCGAAAUUGAAAGAGGCUGUAGUGGUCGUCAAGGAGAGUUAUCCAGCAGCUUCCCCGAAGGAGGAGCUGAACGGCGAUAUACAUUCAGAGCACCGCGCUGCCAACGUCCUCCAUGAAGCAUAUCCCAAGUCCAAUGUGCAGCUUCCGGACCAUCACAUUGACGACGCCAGAAGCCUGAAAGUCGUCAUCAUCGGCGCGGGACUCUCUGGCAUUCUCGCUGGGAUAUUGCUGCCGGUCAAGGUGCCAAAGCUGGAACUGACGAUCCUCGAGAAGAACGACGACGUGGGCGGCACUUGGCUGGAGAAUGUGUAUCCGGGGGUCAGAUGUGACAUCCCCGCCCACGUCUAUCAGUCGACGUUCACGCCAUACACCCAAUGGUCGCAGCAAUUUGCCGAGGGCCACGAGAUCCUGCGAUACUGGCAAACCCAGGCCAAGAAGUACGACGUGUACAAGUAUGUGAAGUUCGGCCGUCGCGUGCAGGACGUGGACUGGAACGACGACGACGCCCAGUGGACCAUCACCGGCGUGAAUCCCACGACGGGAGAGUCGUUUGAAGAAAAAGCCGACUUUGUGUUGCCGGCCAUUGGUCGAUUCAACGACUGGAAACUCCCUUCUUACCCGGGAGUGUCAGAUUACCAGGGCCAUCUUCGACAUACCUCGAAUUGGGAUCCCUCGUUCGAUGCCACCGGGAAGAAGAUCGCUAUCAUCGGCAACGGCGCCAGCGGCAUCCAAGUCCUGCCCAAUCUACAGCCGAUCGCCCAACACAUCGACCACUACGCCCGGAGCAGGACGUGGAUCGCCGGGUCCUGGGCUGGCGACGAGCGCACCUUCGAGCCGCAGUGGUACUCCGAGGAGCAGAAAAAGGAAUUCCUCGACCCGGCCAAAUACCUCAAGUUCCGCAAGGCGUUGGAGGACAAGUACUGGCGCCGGUUCCCUUCGACGUUCCGCGGGUCGGAGCAGAACAUCAAGAUGCGCGAGCGUUUCAUCGAGAUCAUGGCUCAGCGGCUGGCCAGGAAGCCCGAGCUGCUGGACCUUCUCGUCCCGGACUUCAGUCCCAACUGUCGUCGCCUCACCCCGGGGCCGGGCUACCUCGAAGCCCUGACCGCCGACAACGUCACGUUGAUCCAGGACCCCAUCAGACGCUUCACCGCGACGGGGAUCGAGACGGUGACGGGCGAACACCGUGAAGUGGACGCGAUCCUCUGCGCGACGGGGGCUGCCAUUGACUUUGUGCCCCCCUUCAACGUGCGAGCUCGCGGGGUGAACCUUCGGGAGGCGUGGAAGCCGCUGUCCCAGGGCGAAAAGGCCGACGCGAGCCAUUUCGGCUGGCCGUACACGUACCUGGGCCUGGCUGUGCCGAACAUACCCAACCUGCUCUUCAUCCACGGUCCGCACGGGGCAGGGCCGUCCGGGACGGUGCCGCACAGCGUCGAGGUGCAGGUGACGUACUACGCCAAACUGCUGCGCAAGGUGUCGACGCAGGGCAUCAAGGCCAUGUGGCCAUCCAGGCAGGCAGCCGACGACUUCGUCGCGUACGCCGACGCCUUCUUCCCGACCACCGUGCUCACGGACAACUGCAGCUCGUGGGCCAACGGCGGCAAGCCUGGCGGCCGCGUGCACGGCAUCUGGCCCGGCAGCGCGGGACACGUCACCCUGGUACGCAAGGAGCCGCGCUGGGAGGACUGGGAGUACGAGUACCGGCACGAGAGCGGCAAUCGGCUCAUCGGUUGGUUCGGCAACGGCUGGACCAAGAAGGAGAGGGACGACGGCGAGGACAUGACGGCCUAUCUGCAGCUCGAGGGCACGGUAGAUCUCAGGCUGCUGCACGAGAAAUGGUGGGAGUAG
Messenger RNA from Fonsecaea erecta, 1941 nucleotides. RefSeq lists its product as hypothetical. The transcript has 2 exons. Gene Ontology annotation, molecular function: N,N-dimethylaniline monooxygenase activity; flavin adenine dinucleotide binding; NADP binding. Bases 1 to 1941 code for a protein of 646 amino acids. The record is from RefSeq and is a predicted model, not a curated record. Lineage: Eukaryota; Fungi; Ascomycota; Eurotiomycetes; Chaetothyriales; Herpotrichiellaceae.